Drosophila pseudoobscura is the source of this 563-nucleotide messenger RNA. RefSeq lists its product as uncharacterized. The record is from RefSeq and is a predicted model, not a curated record. The coding region runs from base 162 to 482 and encodes 106 amino acids. The transcript is spliced from 3 exons. NCBI's taxonomy places the organism in Eukaryota, Metazoa, Arthropoda, Insecta, Diptera, Drosophilidae.
CUUUCUGGCGGCAAACUUCAAUUCAGUUGCCAAUUGGCCGCGUUCAAUCCCACAACUGCUGUUUCGGGCUCUCUUUGAAACCCAACCGCCUGAUGCUUAAUUAAAGCGUUUAAAUAGCUCUGCUAAUUUUUGAAAAAAAUCAAGUCAUAGACAUAUACAAAAUGUGCCUGCCCCGUCGCCUUAUCUGGUCGGUGGCCAUUGUCGUGGGUAUCUCAAUGCUGAUCGAGGGACGUCCCCAGCCUCAACGGGAUCUUGCACACAUUGCCGUCGUGGAGAAUGCCGCUUGGGAGCAGACCCUUCCACAACAGUUCCAAAAUCCCUUCUACAAGACACCCAGAGUCAGGGAUGCUUUGGCCAGAUCCAGUUGGUUUGGUCCUGGCGAAGAGGUGGUCUAUGAUCGUCAGGCUGAGAAAAUUCCACGUAUGGAAAUUUAUAAUGUGUUAUCUCAUGCCGGUCUGAUACCACGCCGGCGUUUCUUUUAAAUAUUUUGCAUUUAUCAAAUUAUGUUAUGUACACCAUAUGAAAAUAAACAAUCGCAGUCAUUAGUUUAGGAACAAAACGGA